Molecule: messenger RNA, 4215 nt
Organism: Stylonychia lemnae
Lineage: Eukaryota; Ciliophora; Spirotrichea; Sporadotrichida; Oxytrichidae
Source: the annotation of a GenBank genome assembly
AUGAUGUAGCCCUCUCAGGCAAACUAUCGUAUUGCUGAGGAAUAUAUAUUGUCUAAUAUUCAAGGACACACAUUUCCCGAAACAAAUGACAACGAAAUAAAGCGAAAUAUUAAAAAGUUAAUGGAAAAAUUCAUAAUUCACAACUAAAACGACAAGGCUGAGAGACUGUCGUAUUUGAUUGAUUAGUUUGCAAAGCGAAAGUUGAAAAAUAAUGGAGGGGGGUAUGGAGAAAUUCACUAUUCUGUAGUAAGAAUGCUGCUACUUCUUUAGUAAUCACCAACAGAUUUAGAAAGCAUUGAAGAGUUUAAAAACAACAAGAUUUAUAGGACAAAGGAAGAAAUGCAGAUAAUUGAAGAUAAGAAAAUAGAAGAACUCCUGAAGAUAAAAACUGAAGAGGACAAAGUUAUCUAGGCAAUCUAGGAUGAGUGGGAAAAUGAGUUCGAAGAGUCUAGUGAUGAUUAAUUUGACAGUGAUGAUGAGGAUUUGAAAGUAUUAAAUAGACAAAGGAAAAAUAAAUCAGAAGCAAACUACAAAGAUAAUAGUAAAGCUAAUGAAUAGGUCAAUGCUACAGAGGAAUAAGAAUAAUUAGAAAUGGAUGAGACUCUUAUUAACAAAAUUAAAGAGGUAAAUAUAAAAAGAAUAGACAAGAAGUAAAUAGAAGACUCUUAAAUUUUCUUUGGAGGAAUGCCUCUUAACAAGAUAAAAGCUCCUAUUAUUAAAACCAUUCCAAAGAAGACAUAGGUAAAAAAGCCUUGGUAGAGGCCUAAGAAGUUCAACAUAAAUGCAUUUUUAGAUAAAUAUUUAAGCGAAUUUCAGCCACCAGAGAAUCCCUACUAUCAAAAACUUAAAUAAAAAGAGAGAGAGGAGUAGGAAUUCAAGCUUGAAAGACAGGAGAAGCUAAGAAACAUUCUUGGAGUAAGAACAUUUGAUCAACUGUAAGAGUAGUUAUCGAAGAGGAUUAUUGAUAACGAUCUAAUUAAGAAUAGUAAAUUGCACUAGGAAUCAUAAGUGAAUUAACAUUAAAGUGGUUACACAGAGCCACUUAAUUUGCUAAGAGAUUUCUUGAAAUAACAGCAUGAUAUGAUCGGCCUUAUAAAUUACAAUGCAGUAACAGAGAGAUAGCUAGUGAUGGAUGUAGUUUUGAUGCUGUAAUAAUUGGAAUCACCUACUUUUAUGAAGACAAAGAAGAAAUAGGAUAGCAGAUGCACUUUUUAAAUUAGGAAUACUUUUCAAUUAAUUCAUGUCACUCCUAAGAUGAUGGAGUCAUUCCUAGCUGAGUUUAUUGAAAUGGGAAAUAUUAUAAACGAAACUCAAUGGUAUCUUAAAGGACUAACGAAGUAAUUAGACAAACUGGGAAUGGUGAUUGAAAGUUAUGUCUAUAUAGUUGAAAGAAUCCUGUAAAGAUUCUUCAGUGAAGUAAGUGACAUUUAAAAAAUAGUCUUAUACCAGGCAGGAUAAAUAUCUACCAGUCAACUAACUUUUAAUUCAAAGGAGUUAUCUAUGAUUAGCAACAUAAUUAAUCCUAAAGAUCCACUUACUUUGAUGAGACUUAAGGAGCUGCUAAAAGAUAAUGUGUUCAAAAAGGUAAAGCUGAUUCAUCAAGUAAUGAGAAUAGGUAUCAUGGAUUUUUACAUCAUUGAAGAGGACUAUAACUAUAUGGAUUAUCAAGAAAAUAGUGACUCAGAUAACGACAACUCUCAUAUUGCAUUAAUGGAGGAAACAGAGAUAAUUCAAAUAGAUAAGAUUAAACCUGCAGAUAGAGUCACAUAUUUACUCAACAGUCUCUUUAUUUUCAUCAAGAAUAAUUAACUGCUCUAAAACCAAGCAGAACUCAAUGUUCUAAAAGAGAUAUUCAUAACCUGCAUUGAAUAAUACAUUGGAAUAAUGGCAGACUGGGUUGAUAAAGGUGAGUUAAAAGAUCCCAAAUAAGAAUUUUUCAUUAAGGCUAAUCCCAAAGUAUUCGUAAAUCAGAUGGAACAAGGCGAGAACUAGCAAAAAGCUUCUUCUCAAAACUAAUGGAGAGAAAGCUUUAUCUUUAGAACCAUUAAUUUGAAGGAAUUGAUGGGCUAGGGCAAUUAAGGAGUAAGUCCAUUUUUGCAAGCAGCUGAGACUCAAAAAGUAGACGUUUCAAUCCCAAUCUUUCUAAGACCAGCAAUGAAAGAGAUCUUGUCCAUAGGCAAAUCAAUUAAGAUUAUCAGAUACUUAGAAAAGAAUAGCAUAGUUAAGAGUGGCUUUGAAGAAUUCUUUGACUUCAGAUAAAUAUAUCUAGAAAAGAUGUAGUAAUAGCUUCAAAUUAUUAAGCAGCAAGACGAUAUCUAAUUUAACUACUUCGAUGAACUUAAACAUCAACCUAAUUCUAAGUUGGUAGAGUGUGGAGACAAAAACUUAAAUGAUAUUUGGGAUCCAAGUUAUAAAAUUGGCAAUAUUAUGUAGGAGUCUAAGACUAUCAAAGACUAUAGAGAUCUGCUUAAUGUUGCUCCAUUUUCAUGGUCUCUUCAAGAUAGCUCCAGCAAUGGUAUUGGAUUAUUUUAGAUUCCCUAGAUUUAAAAAAAUUUGGAUGCUAGUUUUGCAUCUACUAAAUUUUCAGACUCUUUGGCUACACCUGAGAAAUUUGAUCACACUCCUGAAAGAUUAAUGCUAGACUUUGAAAUGAAAUCUGAAUAUGAUGAGGCAAAGAAUAAAGACGAUUUAAGUGUCAUUAAGAAGUAGCUUAUUGAUGAGGAUAAUUACUAGAUUUUAUCAAAUAAGUACAACUACAGUAAAUAAGAACUAAUGAAUUACGAGGAAUCUCUCAAUAAUUAUCAAGCUUUUCAAACUUUUGACUAUCUCUUAAAGAAUCCAGACAAUGAAAAAGAAGAGAUUAUUAAUCAAGAAAGUGCCAAAGUUUAUCAAUUUAGGCAGCAGACUAUAGAAAAUUUCAUCAGAACAAGCCUUACUAUUCCAAUCCAUUAAAUCUACAUAAAAACUUGCACAAGGUUUGUCAGAAAGCUAAAUGCCUAGUGCAAACUAUAGGAAAAUUUAAAGACAUUGCGCCAAAUUUUCUUUAUGGAAGCUGGCUAUUAAAUGCAUUAGUUCUCAACUUAGAUCUUUAAGCAACUAGACAAAGGCAAGCAAAUAGAUAAUCUCUAUAUGAUAAAUGGCCAUUUCAAUGAAAGCGUUUGCUAGAACUUAAAGGGAGCAGACUUUAUUGAGAAAAUUCGCAUUACAUUUUCUGAUGAACCUAAGACUCAUAAAGUUUUAUCUAUUAAUGCCCUUGACUACUUAAACUUAAGCUUCAACAGCGAAUGGCCAUUGGAGAUCAUUUUAGACAAAGAUACAAUCACUAAGUAUAACAUGAUUUUGCUGCAUCUUAUGAAAAUUAAGAGAGUUAACUAUGUGCUCUCUCUAAAGGAUUACUGGAUUAAGCCUAAAAUAAAUAUGCAGCCGUAUAAUCAAAUGACCAUCAAAGAGUAAAUCAUGUAUAAAAAUAAGAUUCUAUUAGACAAGUUAAUGCACUAAAUUUAGUUGACUCAGAAAGAAUUCUUGCAUUUUAGUAACAACCUUGAGUAUUAUUUGAAGACGAGAGCUUUCUAGUAAGUAUGCAACUAGCUUGACAUAAAACUAGCUGAUAUUCAGCAGGAUUUGGCUGAGUAAAUGAAUUAAAAUGAUCUUGAUACUAAUUCGAUGAUUGAUAUGGACGCUUUGGUAUAGAUUCACCAAGAUUUCUUAUUAAAUAUAAUGAGAUUAUGCCUACUUGAUAAUAAGAGUAAAUUGCUUUUGGAUAUGGUAUUGAAAGUAUUGCAGAUAUGUUUAAGUUUUAGGGAAUUAUGCCAAAAGUACUUCUUAAGAUCAGAAGGAUAAGGUUUAAACAUGAAUAAUUAUGACUAAAGUGCCAGUAAUAACUUAGAUGACAGUGAUGAUCUUGGCUUGAAUUUGUCAAUGGACUCAGAUAGAGGGGAAGAAGAUGUAAUGGAUACAAUUAAUAAAGAGAGAGAUGCUGAUAAAUUCGGCAGAGGGCUACUAAGAAUCGACAAUUUUAAGUUCAUAGAUAGGAUAGAGGAAUGCACAGUGGAGUUAAAUGAAUUAAGAAGCAAGUUCACACAAUGCAUGCAAAUACUCAUUGAUGCUUUAAAAAGAUAUACGAAGAAGGGAGUAUUUUCCUAUCUAGAUGAAGCUUUUACAAGGUUUAAUUUUAAUAAUUACUAUAUGAGUAGAGAUAGAGAAGGACUUGAUUGA